AUGAAGUUACCCAAUUGUAUUAACCGAAUUCAUAAACGAUUAUUAACAAUGAGUACUCCAACUCCUCCUCCCCUUAAAAAACCUUCGGUUCAACAACCUCAAUGGAUUAAACCUCAUGAUAAAUCAAAUCAAAAACCAACCCUUAAAAUCUAUAAUUCAUUAACAAGAUCCAAAAAUGAUUUCAUUACCAUAAAACCAGGUCAUAUCACUUGGUAUUGUUGUGGUCCUACUGUUUAUGAUCAUUCUCAUAUGGGUCAUGCUAGAAAUUAUGUUUCAACUGAUAUUUGUAGAAGAAUUUUACAAGAUUAUUUUGGUUAUAAUAUUAAUUUUAUUCAAAAUGUAACUGAUAUCGAUGAUAAAAUCAUUAUUGCUGCUCGUCAACAAUAUCUUUUUGAACAAAAGAUUAUUAAUCAAUAUCAUGAAAUUAAUCAAUCUUUAAUAAAUCAAUCAAAACAAUUCUUAAAAGUUUAUAUCAAUAAAAAUUUACCUCAAUUCAAUCAUGAUAAUAUAGAAACGGAUUUUAUUAAUUGGUCUCAAUCAAUUCCAAAUUUAUCUGACCUUUCUAAAGAAAUUCCAAAAUUCCCCAUGUAUUUAAAAGCAGCCACUGUAGCUCAUCAAGCCAUUUAUAAUUCAUCAUCAUCAUCAUCAUCAUUAACUAUAGAAACUUAUUUAUCCAACAUUCAAGAUGUUGCAAAACCAUACUUGGAUAAAGAAUUCGGAUCCACCGUCAAUGAUCCAUCUAUAUUUAGAAAAUUACCAUCAUUCUGGGAAAAUAAAUUCAAUCAAGAUAUGGAUAAAUUAAAUGUUUUACCUCCAUCAAUCACUACUAGAGUUUCAGAAUAUAUCCCUGAUAUCAUUGCCUUUGUGGAUAAAAUCAUUUCUAAUGGGUUUGCUUAUAAGACUCAAGAUGGAUCAGUAUAUUUCGAUACUAUUAAAUUUGAAAAUGAUUCAAAUCAUGAUUAUGCCAAAUUACAACCUUGGAAUAAAGGUGAUUUAUCUUUAAUUAAUGAUGGAGAAGGUUCAUUAACCACUGGUGAAUCGAAAAAGAGUCCGGCUGAUUUCGCCUUAUGGAAAGCUUCUAAACCAGGUGAACCUUCAUGGUCAUCACAAUGGGGAGAAGGUAGACCAGGUUGGCAUAUUGAAUGUUCUGUUAUGGCCUCUGAUAUUACGGGUGAAGUGAUGGAUAUUCAUUCUGGGGGGAUUGAUUUAUGUUUCCCUCAUCAUGAUAAUGAAUUGGCUCAAUCAGAAGCUUAUUUCGAUAAUAAACAAUGGGUGAAUUAUUUCAUGCAUAAUGGUCAUUUACAUAUUCAAGGUCAAAAAAUGUCAAAAUCUUUAAAGAAUUUCAUUACUAUUGAAGAAGCAUUACAAGAUUAUACUAGUAGACAAUUAAGAUUAGUAUUUGCCUUAAGUUCAUGGGAUAAACCAUUGGAUUUUAAAGAUUCUUUAAUUAGUGAAGUUAAAUCAGUUGAAUCAACCAUUUCAAAAUUCUUUACUACUGUCCGGGCAUUAAAUAAUGAUUAUAAACAUACGGUUGUUGAAGGAGGAUACAUUUCUAAGAAAGUUGGACCUCAAGAAAAACAAUUAUAUGAUGAUUUAGCAUUCACUCAAACUGAAGUUGAUAUUGCCUUUAAUGAUAAUUUAGCCAGUGGUCAAGCUUUGAGAUCAAUCCAAGAUUUAAUUGGGAAAUCAAAUGGAUAUAUCCAACAAGCUUCCUCAGGAGCUUUUGAAUUAAGAAUCGAAGUGUUAUUACAAGUUACUAAUUGGAUUGUUAAGAUUUUAAAUAUCUUAGGUUUCGAAACUAGAAGAGAUAAAUUAGGUUGGUUGGAUGAUUCCGAUAAUCAAGCGGGUGAUUCAGAAGGUUCAGCUGAAGAUAUUGCUCUUCCUUAUGUUAAAGCGUUAUCUAAAUUCAGAGAUAUUGUUCGUAAUGCAGCCAUUAGUAAAUCUGAUCCUAAUGAAAUCUUAAAAGCUUGUGAUGAAAUUAGAUCAGAUUUGGUUAAUUUAGGAGUUUCAUUAGAUGAUAGACCUAAUGGAGUUGCAUUGGUUAAGUUUUUAAAUGCUCAAGAAAAGGAAGAUUUAAUUCAACAACAAGAUGCAAAAUUAAAAGCAGCUGAAGAAAAGGAAGCUAAAAAGAGAGAGCAAGCAGUUGCUAAUGCUAAAAAGGAACAAGAAAAAUUAGAAAAGAUGAAAGUGAAUCCCUUAGAUAUGUUUAAAGAUGUUACUUUAUAUACAGAGUGGGAUGAAACGGGAUUACCAACAAAAGAUAUUAAUGGAGAAGAAGUUACUAAAAGUAUGAAAAAGAAAUUAACUAAACAACAACAACAACAAGAGAAACUUUAUCAAGAAUAUUUAAAGUUGACUUCUGCGUAA
Messenger RNA from Scheffersomyces coipomensis, 2367 nucleotides. RefSeq names its product cysteine--tRNA ligase. Gene Ontology annotation, biological process: cysteinyl-tRNA aminoacylation. The record is from RefSeq and is a predicted model, not a curated record. Bases 1 to 2367 code for a protein of 788 amino acids. Gene Ontology annotation, cellular component: cytoplasm. The transcript has a single exon. Lineage: Eukaryota; Fungi; Ascomycota; Pichiomycetes; Serinales; Debaryomycetaceae. Gene Ontology annotation, molecular function: ATP binding; cysteine-tRNA ligase activity.